AUGGCCACGCCAAGUCCAGCUGGAGACGCGGAUUUGCCUGUGUCCCCUGGUCACGGUGGUCAAGGAGGAGAUACACCAAGUGAUACGCCAAUGGCGAUGCCUGCACCAGAAGGAGUUGCAGGAGGAUCCCUUCAGGCCCUGAUAGGGAACCUGUCGGCAGCAGCGCAAGCUUUGGCGAGUGCUGCAGGUACAGGAAGUACCAGAAGUUACGACUCUGCAGCUAAGCUGGUGAAGAGUCCGGAUGUGUUCGCUCCAAAGAGUUUGGAGGAGGAAGUUUCACAGUGGCCAGACUGGAGUUUCAGUUUCAAAGUGUUUGUGGGCUUCAUUGAUCCCACUUAUGCAGAAGAGUUGAAGAAAGUGGAGCUGGCACCACCAAAUCCAGCAGAUUAUACAGUUGGUGAAAGAGAGAGAAGUACAAAGCUGUAUGCGAUUUUGGCCUCGUAUCUUAGGAACAGGCCAUUGAAGUUAUUGAAGUCAGAAGGAAGUCCAGAUGGAUAUUCUGUCUGGAGGAGACUGUUUGAAGAGUUGGAGCCGUCAAGCCGAACAAGAGGGCUGGCAAUGGCUCAAGCUCUAGUGAGCUUUCCCCAGAUGACGAAGGGGACUUCUAUCUUAGACUAUCUGCUUACCUACGAAAAACUGGUUGCGGAAUACGAAAAACUGUCCGAAGGAAAACCAUACGAUGAGAAUUUGAAAAUCGGAACAGUACUCAAUGGGUUGCCAAAUGAGUUGAGGAAGCAUAUCCUGAUAGGGUUGACCCCUACGACGAAGUACGCAGACAUCAGGAAGAAGUUGCUUGGGUAUGAAAGGAGUACCCAAUCGUGGAAUGCGGAGAACAUUUUGCAGUCUUUCAACAUGGAAAGCGCAACGAAGAGAAAAGACAAAGGGAAAGGAUACGACAACAAAGGAAAAGGAGGAAAAGGAAAAGGAUACGACAACAAAGGAAAAGGAGGAAAAGGAAAAGGGUACAACAACAAAGGAAAAGGAAAAGGAAAAGGAUACGACAACAAAGGAAAAGGAAAAGGUGGUUAUAGAAAUGCACGAGCAGUGGACGCUGGUGGCUACGGGAAAGGGAAGUUCACAGGAGAGUGCCACAUAUGCGGAAAGACAGGACACAAAGCAGCUGAUUGCUGGCAGAAUCAAGGAAAGGGAAAAGGAGGUAAAGGCAAAGUGAGACAGGUAGAAGAGGAAGGAACCCAUCAAGGAGAUCACGAGAAGAGUUCCUCUAGCAAUGCCCCUCCUGCGAAGAAUGAGACUGGUCAAGUGAGGCAGAUCACAGCUGAAGCAGCGCGACAAGCAAGAAGAGUAGAGAUGACACAAGAGUGGAACGAUGAGGAUGAAGAGCUCAACUUUGUGAGAUUGUGUCAAGAGUUUGAAGGUUUGGUUCAAGGAGAGCUGAGAAGAGUUGAGGAGUUUGAUAUCUCUUCGAGCGAUGAAGUGGAAGAGAUCGAGGAGGAACCGACUGAUGGUUUGAUGGAGUGGUACCAAGGAUGGUGGUUCUUGGAAACAGAAGUUGAAAGAAGUGUGAGAAUGGUUUCUGAAGGAGAUGAUGUGAGAAGAACAGCAAGAGAAGUGGAUGCAUGUGAGGUAGUGCUCGACAGUGGAGCUGACUGCCAUGUGUUGCCUAUGGAUUGGGCAGAAGAAGUCGGAGAAACUUCGAACUUUGAGUACCAUCUGAAAGAUGCGCAAGGGAAAGUGAUCCCAACGUUGCCUGUGAGGCAGAAUGUGACGUUUGUUUUCACGAAGGAGUCUGGAAAGAAGUUGAAGAUCACUGACAGUGCUGUUUGCGGCAAUGUCACCCAACCUUUGUUUGCGGUAGGAAAGAUGUGGAAGCUAGGUUGGGGUACGGUGAAUGAAGAUGGAAGAUUGUGGUUGAAGAAAGGAAGUGUUCGGAUACCGAUAUACUUCAAAAGGAAUUCCUCAAUGGCGAGGAUGUGUAUACGGAGACUUGAAGGAGAAGAGAUGACGGUGCAGCCUGUGAGGCUGGAGCGAGAACUGAAGAAUGAGUUGAAGAGCAAAGAAGAUGAAGAUGGUUGGUUUGUGCUAAAUGACGGCACACCUGCAAGGUUUGAUUGGUUUAUGGGGAAGACGUUUGACCCAACGGGUCAGUUCCCUAACAGACUCUAUGAGAGAGCAGGAGAUGAAGGCGACUAUUUUCCUUAUAGGACAACCUUGCUAGGAAAGAUGAAAAGAAGUGGAGAAAGAGUGUUGAAUGAAGUGGAUUGGAAGAGUAUGGACUUCUUUGAGUGUACGGAGAUCUGGAAGGAUCGCGAAAGAGUGCAACUUGGGGCGAGUCCUCAAGCAAGGUUUGAGGUGAUGGUCACCUUGUUGGAAAAGGGAUUGAAGGAACCGAGUGACUAUGGGUUGCUCACGAACUUGGAAGAGCUUGAAAGAGAACUGGCACAAGAAGGAGUGCCAAUGGAGGUCACAGGAACCUCCUCAGGUUCGAAAGACAAAAAGGAAAGUGAGAAAGAGGAACCGAAGAGAGGAGUUCCGGUGAUCGGUGAAGAUGAAGAAGAAGUGAUGGUGAUUGGACCGAUAAAGUUGACGCGCCAGAGUGAGUUGAAGGAGAUGAAAGCGGCGUGCAAGUAUCUGCAUAUCUCGAAGAAUGGAUCGAAAGAGAUUUUGUGGAAAAGAUUGAAGAAAGAGGUUGCGCUGAGCAAAGUGAAAGCGCAAGCCCAAAUCUCUGAAGAUAUCAGAAAGGAGUUUGAGAGAGAGCCGAUUCCAGAGGCUCUGCCUGCUUUGCCGAGCCCGGAAGAGAUUGAAGCACAUGAGUUGACGCAUUUGCCGAGAGCGCCCUGGUGUGAAGCAUGCCAGGCAGCAAAGAGCAGAGAAGACAACUUUGAAGAGACGAAGGAGAAAGCGCAACGGCCCGUGUUUAGCUUGGACUUUAUGUUCACAGGAACACAAGGAGAUGAAAAGGAGAGAGAUCCGCUUGCUAUUCAGCUUGCGGGUGUUGACAAUGACACGAAGUUCCUGAUAGCUAUUGCGGUACCAACGAAAAGAGGAGAUGCGGUGAUAAACCACGCAGUGAGUGAAGUGGUAAGAGUGUUAGCCCUUUUGGGUUACGCUGAAGUGGUGAUUAGAACGGACACCGAGCCAGUGAUGAUUGCCAUAAGGAGAGGAGUUCAAGUGGCAAGAACGAAACAAGGUUUGAAGACGGAGUUGCAAGAUGCCACACCUGAUGAACAUCAAGGGUUGCCUGUGGAAAGGUAUAUCCAAACUGUGAGGAACCUUGCAAAGACGUUGUUGGCGACGGUUGAGCAACGAAGUGGAACGGCCAUCGGAUCUGAUGUCCCGCUUUAUAGCUGGGCGUACAGACAUGCAGCAUGGCUGCAUAACAGGUUUCAUGUAGGAAGAGAUGGCAGAACUGCGUUUGAAGCAACAGUGGACCGAACGUACAAAGGGAAGUUGGCCCCAUUCGGGUCAGCAGUGUUUGGAAAAGCAGUGCCAAAGACCAAGGAGAAGGGAGAACCUUGGGAGAAAGGAGUCUUUCUUGGAAAGGAUUACGCGAGCAAUCUGAACCUGAUUGGCACAGGUAGAGGAGUGAUUAAAGCAAGGACAAUGAGAAGAUGUGCUGAGGCAUAUCAGCCGGAGCUUUUGCAACUUUCGGUUGGAGCUCCAUGGGAUCAUCAGCUGAAGGCUUUGAGGUUUAAGAAGAAGAGAAUUGUGCCUAUUGAUGAUGGGCCAGGACUGCCAAGAUUGGCGGUGGAAGCUGACAAAAGAGUAGAAGAGGAAAAGAGAAGCGAGCCUUCGCCGCCAAGCGACCGUCAAGGAAGCUCAAGUUCUUCUAGUAAGAGUUCGUCGCUGUCUGGAGCAACGCCAGAAGCAAUGGACGACGAGAGCGAUGACGAUGAUGAUGAUCCAGGAGAGGUGAGAACAAAGAGAAAAGCGGAAGAUGAAUUGGUGCCCGAUGAGAUGACGUUGGAAGAGUUUCAAAGAGAAGUUGCAAAGCGGAAUGCAGAAGAAGAAGGAGAAGGGUCACCGAAGAAAGGACCAAGAGCAGACGAAGGAACUGGAGAGGUAGAAGAAAGAGUUGAAAAGGUGCCAAGACUUGGAGACGAAGCACGAGGAAGUGCGGCGCGAGUGGAAUACCACAUUCGGAGAUUCGCCAAGAGCGAGGAUCCCGAAGAGCAUGGAGAUGAGUAUGUUGAUCUCGACGAGACACAGCUGUUUCUGGAAGAAAGUCGAGAGUUCCAGAGCAAGUGGAACGAGAAGGUGUGUGAGACAGAAGAGGACCUAACGGUUACUUGGUCUCACGAGUAUGAUGAUGGGCCACCAAAGUUGGAAGCUGAAGAUUUGGAAAAGGUGGACCUGAAAGCGGAGAGAACAGAAAUCGAGAGACUAUUGGAGAUGAAAGUUCUCAAAGAAGUGGAACUGGAUGAGAAUGGAGAGUUGAAGAAAGGACCGAAUGGAGAAGAACCAAAGAGACUCAGUACAAAGUACGUGUUGGAUUGGAGGCAUAGGGACCUCCAAUGGAAGAGGCGAGCCCGCCUAGUGGCGCGGGAGUACAAGUGGCUGACGGACUACGAUCUCUCAGCGCUAUACUCACCCACGAGUAUUGGUUCGAGCAUCAAGCUGUUAUCAGCUUUGUGUGCGAGUUCAAGAGACUACGAGAUGAUCUCGAUAGACAUUUCGGACGCGUACCUUCAGGUGCCACAGAAGGAGUACACGGUUGUGAGUUUAGGAGGAAAGUGGUACCAGCUGCAGUACACCCUGCCGGGACAACGAACAGGAAGCAGUGAUUGGUUUGAGCACCUACGAGAAAUCCUGGAGAAAGAGAAGAUGGUUUCCGAUGUGGGGUUACCAAGUUUCUUCUACAAGUUUUCAGAGACCCCAGGAGAAGGUGGAACGCUGAUGAGUACACAUGUGGAUGAUUUGGAAGUGUUUGGAAAACCAAAGGAGAACCAAGCAGUGGUUGAUCUGCUGCUGAAGCACAAGUUGAAGAUCAAGCUGGAAGGACCAGUGAAGGUUGGAGAAGGAAAGUGUACUUUCUUGAAGAGGACGUUCUUAGGAACAAAAGAAGGAAUUGAGAUCAGGAUGGACGGCAAGUAUCUUGAGAAGUUGGAAGAGAUUUUAGGUUUGGGAAAAGCCCUGCCAAAGAAGUUGCCGUUUCCAAUGGAUUACGGAAGAUCGUUGAAGGACGACACGCCCUUGGAUGCAGAUGAACAUCAUCUGUACAGAUCCUGUGUGGGAAUCCUAUUGUAUAUGACACCGGAGAGACCUGAUUUGGGAUUCGCUACGAAGUGGUUGUCAGGGAAGUUGGCAGCGCCAACGAGAGGAGACUUAGCAGUGCUUAGGCACGUGGCAAAGUACGUGAAGGCGACAGCCCAUUACGUGAUAGAACACAAAGAGGCAUAUCCUGGAAAGAGUUUUCUGGAUCCAAGUGAUAAGAGAACUGAGGAUGCCUACAAAGAUGUUUUUACGGCGAAGACUUUGAUCGAGGUAGUGACUGACGCUGACUGGGCGACCGAUCGUGAGAAUAGGCAGUCAACGAGCUGCGUGUUGAUUUUCGUGAACAGUAACAUCGUUUACUUUCACGCGAGAAAGCAACAAGCGACGGCUUUGAGCAGCUGCGAAAGCGAACUGGUGGCAGCUGUUGGAGGUUUGAGUGAAGGAGUUUUUCUACAGAACCUGUUGCACAGAGUUCUAGGGAUUAGGCCGGAGAUGGUGAUUAGGAUGGAUUCUAGCAGUGCUAGGUCUAUUCUUCUGAAGAAAGGCCUAGGAAGAACGAGGCACAUUGAUGCAGGACUGCUUUGGGUUCAAAGGCUUACUUCUGUAGGUCUUCAAGUGAAAGCGAUAGCUGGAAAGGAGAACCCUGCGGAUGUAGGGACAAAGGCUUUGUCAAGGAACGCUGUUGUGAAGUGUUUGGAGAGAAUCGGUGUGAAAACUGGAGGAGAGAGUGAAGAGGUCAGGAUAGCAAGUGACUUCAAGAUCCCUACGAAGUAUCUGAGAAGACUGGUGAUGAUGAUGAUGGUUCAGCAAUGUGAUGGACUAAGAGAGCAAAGCAGUAGAAGCAGUGAAGGUGGAAGCUUUGGUUUGGUGAUGAUGGUGAUGAUGAUGACAAUGGUCGUUAUCUUGGUUUGUAACGGUAGCCUGUGGAAGAGUCUGGUUGGAAGUGCUGAAUGCAUGUUUUGUUCCGCCGCUGCCGUUUUUAACUCAAGGAAGGAAGUGAGAAGAAAAGAAGUGAGGAAAAAGGAAGUAGAAAGAAAAAAAGAAGUGAAAAAGAUGGCCGACGACGCGGCCCUCAAGACAAUGAUAAAGGACGAAUGCCGAAGCAUAGAGUCCGUAACCCUCUGCGAAAGAGAGCUCAAAAAGGAACGCGAGAGGAGGUUAACCCUGGAUGCCCUAUGGCCCGAAGUGCAACGCCUCAACCAACAGUUUGAGCCUAAAGAGGCGGCCCCGCCAGAAGCUGCAACGGCGGAGGUUAAAGUGCCUGAAGAGUUCAAGAAAACAGCCGAGGAAUUGGCUGUAAAGGCACAAGGAAGCAAAGGAAGUGCCGAAGGAAGCCAGGCACAGGUUAUGGAAGAUAGAGUGAGUGAACUGAGGCAGAAAGCCUUGGAUGCUUCCGAGAGGCGAAGGGGCCAGAAGGAAAGGGCAAACGAAGCCGCAGAGAAAGCAAAGGAAACAAAAGAAGAAGAAGAGAAAAAGAAAGAGAAAGAAGAAGAGGAGCAUGAAGCCUCUGAGAGCGAGGAGAAAGUGAGCUCGGAGAAAGAAGAGGAAGAGCAAAGCUCCGAAAAGGAAGAAGAGAAAAAGAGAGGCGAGAAGAGAAAGAGAAAAGACUCUGAGUCGAGUGACGAUGAGUACAAAGAGAUUAUGAACAAGCUGGCAAAGAAGUCAGUGCUGGAAGAGGAAAAGAGAGUGCAGGACCUGCUUGGGCAGAUGAGGGUUCUGCAGGAGAAAGUGGAUGAAAAGAGAAAGAAAUUCGCCAUUUAUGGUGAUUUGUACACGUACAAGCAGAAGCAAAAGAAGCUCAAGGAGGAAGAAAGAGACAGAUUGAUUGCAAAAGAGAUAGAGGUAAAGGAGGAGCUGAAGCGGGUAGCGGACGAAGCGUUCGUUGCCAAGGAGUCCAUAGAGAAACAACUGGACAAACUGAGAGCCGAAGAGGAAGAGCAGGAAACGGAGGCUACAUUGAUAAUGGACGAGGAGUCCGCCCUGCAGAAAGAAAUGGACCGGGUAAGACCGAAACUCCAUGCUGCACUGGAGGAGUUGAAAGCGAAAAGGAAGGAACUACAGGUUCCAGCGGGUGGACUGCUUCAGGGCGAAGCUGAGCAAAAGCUGGAAGAGAUGGAGCGCAAGAGGAUCAAAGAGAUGAAAGAGCUCCAAGAGACAAAAGAAAGGGAGAUCAAAGAAGAGAUAGACAAGAAGGAAAAAGAAAUCACAGAGCUGAAAGAGGCAAAGGACAAAGAGAUUGGAGAACUUAAUGAAGAAGUUCGAAAAUUGAAGAAGCGCAAAAGCAGUGCUGGGUCAACGCAAGGCCAGCCGAACGAGGACGCAGAGAAGAUGAAAGAAGAGCGCCGGAAGAUGCGCGAAACCAUAAAGGAGCUAGGAAAGAACAACAAGGCCCUCGAAGAUGAGCUCCAAGCGCUUAAAGAGGAAGGAAGAAUCAACGAAGAUCCUGAUGCGCAAAGCCAGGCAAUGGUAUGCGCAGUAUGUUCGCGUUUCGGACAUGGUUCCGAAACGUGUUGGGAUGCUGAUUACAAUUAUAUUGCCUCAGGGCAGUAUGCCCCAAAGAUGCAAAGGGAAGAAAUGAGUAAGGAACAGUUCCAAUCCUGGUACAAGAGGAAUGAGUUGAUAAUCCGAAGAGCAUACGCGAACAGGUUGGAGACAAACAAGAAAAAGUACCGCACUGACAAUGCGGAAAAGGGCAAAGGAAAGAAAGCCCAGCAAAAGAGCGGCUAA
Messenger RNA from Symbiodinium sp. CCMP2592, 7899 nucleotides. The record is from the annotation of a GenBank genome assembly. Lineage: Eukaryota; Dinophyceae; Suessiales; Symbiodiniaceae.